UCCGGCAAGCGGCCGUGGGUCGAGGCUCCGCCACGCUACUGCCCUCCUCGGUUCCGCCGUCAGGAGGACUCCGAGAGAGGUUCUGACGCCAUCAGGGUGAAUUUCCAGAGACUGUCUCUUGCUGGCAAAGACUGCGAACAAGAAAUUCUGGCCGUUUUCAGGGAGCUUGGGGAGGGGAAGGCUUGUACAGUUCAUGAUCUCGCACGUCAGCUCAAAACCCAAAAGAAGGAAGUCAACCGCGCUCUGUAUAAACUCUUCAGAGAAGGCAAGUUGCACAAGGGUGACGAGACGCCGCCGCUGUGGAGGAUUGCCAGCCCAAGCGCCGAGAGGGAAAGAAGCCCCGCUGACCACAGUGGUGGUCACGCAGAUCCAGCUGGUGAGAGCGGAGGAGGAGGAGGAGGAGGAGAGGGGAGCGCGGUUGGCGCGGGAGACGCCGAUCCCGCGAUGGCCGAGACGAAGGACAAAAUCUGCAACUACUUGUUCAGCGUGGCGGACACGACGGCGCUCAACCUGGCCAAAAACAUCGGGUUUUCGCGGGCCAAGGACGUUAACGCCUUCCUGAGCGCUCUGGAGAAGCUGGGCGAUGUCCACAAGCAGAACACGAGCCCCCCGCGGUGGUCCCUGACCGACAGGAAGCGCGAGCGGAUGCAGAUGAGGCUGAAGGCCAGCGUGGUGACGCAGACGGUGGAGCCCAGCCCUGAGCCGGCUUUGCCACCUGCCUUUGUCCCACCGUGUCCCCAGGAGGCGACUGGAGCUUCGCCAGCAGCGGCGCCCUCGGAAGAAGAAAGUGUCGCGAACGGCCAACGGCCCUUGGGGCAAACGGAUCAGAGCGACGCCAGCGACACGGAAGCCGCCGCGCCGGAGGACACGAAGCCCCAGUUCUCCGGUUUGAGUCACUAUGAUAACUCUGAGAACGGCAAGUGGGCCACGGAUGAUAUCCCAGAUAACCUGAACACUAUCAACAAGCAGCCUGAUGGGGCGGAAUCCAUCAUGAGUUCCCAGUCUUCCCCCAGUUACGCCGCCCAGUUUGAAACCGCUUUCCCGUGUACGCCCGUAGAGAAACUGAUGGCUUGUCAGGAGAAGAACCCAGUGAGUGGCCUUACCGAGUAUUCCCAGUACACCUACCAGCACUGUGAGUUUGCCAUGCUGGAGCAGAGCGGACCCUCUCACGAGCCACGAUUUAAGUUCCAGGCGGUGAUUAAUGGGCGCCGAUUCCCACCAGCGGAAGCAGGGAGCAAAAAACUGGCGAAGCAGGAGGCGGCAGCGAACGCCAUGAAGGUUCUGAUGAGCGAGGCGGACAACGGCAGGCAGGGGGGGAUUAAGUGUGAAGAGCCCUUCCCCUCCGGCACCUCCGAACUGGAAUUGCCUUUGCAGCCAGAGCCAGAGGCGUCGUGUGCCCCGGCUCCCCUCGCCCUGCUCCCUGGGAAACACCCUAUCAGCGUCUUGAUGGAAUACGGACAGAAGUCGGGGAACACGAUUGAAUUCCAGCUGCUCUCUCAGGAGGGCCCACCCCACGAUCCGAGGUUCAGCUACUGUGUGAAAAUGGGUGACCAAAUUUUCCCUGCUGUGGUAGGAAACAGCAAGAAGGGAGCAAAGCAAAUGGCAGCAGAAGUUGCUGUGAAGAUUCUUUCUGGAGAGUCUGUACCCCAUGGCUUGCCUGAACAGCCUGUCGUGAAGCCCCCUGGUGACCACUCCGUGCCCAGCUGCGGACCGUGGAUUGCCGCUCCGGAUGAAUCCAAGGUGGCAAAAGCGAAGGGUGUCGGGGAGCUCAUCAAAUACCUUAACGUCAAUCCCGUCAGCGGCCUGCUGGAAUACGCCCGCUCCAAUGGCUUCGCAGCAGAGUUCAAACUCAUUGACCAGUCAGGACCUCCCCAUGACCCCAAGUUCGUCUAUCAGGCGAAGGUGGGAGGCCGGUGGUUCCCAGCCGUCACCGCGCACAACAAGAAGCAGGGCAAGCAGGAGGCGGCCGACGCGGCGCUCCGGGUCCUCAUUGGGGAAACGGAGAAGAUGGAGCGCAUGGAAGGGAUGAACAUCACCGAGCUCCCCGUGAGCGGCAGCACGCUCCACGAUCAGCUGGCCAUGCUGAGCCACCAGCGCUUCAACACCCUCACGACUCGCAUCCAGCACAGCCUGCUCGGGAGGAAGAUCCUGGCUGCCAUCAUCAUGCGGAAAGGAAAUAAGGGCCUGGGCGUGGUGGUCAGCAUCGGAACGGGCAAUCGCUGUGUGAAAGGAGAAGAGCUGAGCUUGAAGGGGGAGACGGUGAAUGACUGUCACGCCGAAAUCAUUGCUCGAAGAGGCUUUAUGAGGUUCCUCUACAGCGAGCUGAUGAAGUAUGACCCUUCCUCUGCGGCCGAGAGCAUUUUUGAGCCAGCGGGAGGGAAGAGACUCAAAAUAAAGAGCAGCGUCACCUUCCACCUCUACGUCAGCACAGCCCCUUGUGGAGACGGGGCGCUCUUCGAUAAAUCCUGCAGCGACCAGGCGAGCGUGGUGGGGCAAACCCAGCACCAGCCCCUCUUCGAGAACCCCAAACAAGGCAAGCUGCGGACCAAGGUGGAGAACGGGGAAGGUACCAUUCCCGUGGAGUCGAGCGACAUUGUGCCCACGUGGGAUGGGAUCCAGCACGGGGAGCGGUUACGAACCAUGUCCUGCAGCGACAAGAUCUUGCGCUGGAACGUGCUGGGCUUGCAAGGGGCGCUGCUGUCCCACUUCAUCGAGCCGGUGUAUCUCAGCUCCGUCACGCUCG
Molecule: messenger RNA, 2743 nt
Organism: Leptosomus discolor (cuckoo roller)
Lineage: Eukaryota; Metazoa; Chordata; Aves; Leptosomiformes; Leptosomidae
Source: RefSeq, a predicted model, not a curated record